UAAAUAAAUUGGAAAAUUUCUUUGUCUUUUAAUACAUUCAACAAUUAGUUUAUGAGCGAGAGAUUUCUAUCACGCUUACAAAUGGAAAGCGAAUAAUCUUGUUGUUUUAGUAUGAAUCUAUUAGUCGUACAAAACUUCGUGUAAAUAGUCUGCAGAGUAAUUUCGAAACCAACCGCACACCGCUGAGCCACUCACUAUUCACAGCAGAAUAGAUAGCGAUUAGCGUAGCUAAUCAGAGAACGGCAUUCAUAAUAGGAGGCCAGUAGAUAUAUUGAUACAAAAACAAAUAUUACACAGCUCUUGAAUAAAUCCCUCAAGCCGCUUAAUAAAUUCGACGUCAAUAUACGAUGCAAUAAACUAACAUUGGACAUGUUCUAUGUAAAUCAAUUGACAUCUUCCUUGAAAAGUUUCGGCAUCAAUUUCCCCGCUUGCAUGUAAUUAAACGCUUGCCAAUAAGCUGGACUUAGCUGGUUGGGACUCGUCGUGAAAAAAAGAAUAUAUCCGACGAAAAAUCGUUUUGUUUAAUGGGCGCUUUUUUUGCUGGAUCCGGCGAGCCUAAGAGAGCAGAUGGAUGGUGUCAAGAAAAAUACUUGCGGGAGACAGCAACUGUAUUUUGCAUUGUUGAUAGCCACUUUUAUCCUUAUCACUUAUUCAGGCUUCACUCUUACCAGAAAUGCCAGUGAGGGGAAACCUCUCGAUUACCGUGUCACAAACAGAACUGUUCCACAUGAAAGCCACCAGACUACAGAAGAGCCUCCUGCUAAAAAAAUUACUACUAAAAAGCCAACUCCCAAAAAGGCUACUAGCAGCUCUUGUUUAAAGAACGCGUUUAAGGAAGUCUUGCUCGUUGUUGUCUACAAUUAUCCCUUCUACGACAGUGUACCUCAUCUGGUUGCCCUGUAUAAACCUGCCUUCCCUCAUCUGUUAUUCUGUGGUCCGCCUGACGAUACAGAGCGCUCAGACAUCCUCAACGUCGACAUCAUCAGAGGCUUUCUGGGAUACGAGUGUCUUGGUCGAGCCAUACGGAAAUAUCCAGGAUAUAAGGGUUAUUUCUACAUCAGCGAUGACGUAUUGCUUAAAUAUUGGAACUUCCCGAAUUUUGACCGUGGCAAGAUUUGGGAAUCCUCAUCCAUCCGGUCUAACCCUGUUAACGAAUCCCCAAGCACUGAAUGGUACUGGUGGGCGAGUCGGUACGGCUUGGAAAAUUGUCGAAGAGCUCUUGGGGAUGUGGCAAAUAUUACCGUCAAGAAGACGAAACUAAACGGAAAAUAUCUUUUAAACACUCUUCUGAAAAACAGCGGUGGAAUACUAAGAUGCUUCGGUAGUCGCUCAGACGUUUUAUACAUUCCUCAAAAGCACGCCAACGCGUUUUCAAUUCUGUCAAACACGUUUUAUAAACAAAAGGUAUUCCUAGAAAUUGCUGUACCGACCAUCAGUCGCCUCUUAGAACUAAGCGAGAACAUCACUCGUCUCCCUGGUUACUACAUUCCAGGCAAGAGAGGCGACCCCCGAGUGAGUGACAGCAGGUUUUUCUGGUAUCUUUAUUUUCCGCAUAAAGAGUACUCCUUUAUUCAUCCAUUUAAACUUCAUCGAGAGGAAUUAGAUAGCAAGUUUAACUUGGUCAUGUUGAAGUUUAUUUUUAUAGAAAAAAUCAAACAGCUAACGAAAUGCAUGCCAACUCUCCUGUAAGCCCGCACUUAGAAAAUUUUGUAGGAAAAGAAGGUCACCAGGGCUUUAACGCUAUUAACACUGGGGAUGGAGGGGGCUGGCAAGGGCGGGGAGGGAGGGUUGAGGCCGUUACCAUAUGGAAACAAUUUGGUAUCGCUUGUGACGGGUUGAGGAACUUGAUGUGCCAAUCAAGUUUCCGUAUUUUGGCAGGCAUGAUUUUCAAACUUAAAUUUGCCUGUGUUUUGCAGUGACCUUACUUCUUACAGAAGUUAGCUUUCUUUACAAACUGUGACUAUGUCCAAUGUUCCAAUCAAGCUUCCGUAUUCUGGCAGGCAUGAUUUUCAAAUUUAAAUUUUCCUGCAUUUUGCAGUGACUUUACUUCCUAGAUAAAGUUAGCUUUCUUUACUAUUUGUGACUAUGUUUGAGCCUUAGGGUUACGUUGAAUUUAAUAUGGCCGAUCCAAGAAGGCGGCUGUUCAGAAAUAAUGCUUCCAUUUGUGCUUCAUGUGACGUCAUCAUUUUAAGUAAAGAACCUCAAAGAAAAUAAAUAAUAAUAUUAAUCAUUCAAGUUCCAUCGCCAUAGCUUAAAUACUCUAACAAUUGCAGGGGAGGGACUCCAAAAGCACGCCUACUGCGCGUCCCCUCCCCUCAUGGUCAUAGAAGAUCGAAACAGGCGCGGUCUGAAUAGGGUUAACCGCUAACGAUUUCUACUCCUUUCCUGGAUGAGAUAUUAAUCCAUCCUACGGUUACCCCCAGCACUUAAUUCGCCGGUAUCCAUUUAUACAGCUGGGUGGAGAGAGAGGCACUUUGGGAGUAGAGUGUCUUGCCCAAGACCACCACACAAUGUCAUCGGCCAGGGCUCGAGCCCGGACCGCUCGAUCACUCGAGCGUUCGAUCCCGAGUCGACCGCAUUAACCAUGAGGCUACCGAGCCUCUCAAGAAUUAAUGCAAGAGCUAAAUUUAUUUCUAUGAAUCCUCUGCUGUCGAUUGAUUUUGUCUGUAAUCUUAUACGCUUAUCUAUGACAAAAUUCUCGAGUUUGAUUGGCUCUCCAAGCGCGCACUUAUCACAUAAUUGGCGCACCUUCACGUAGCAAAGAGUCCAAACACAUCUAUCUAACAACAACCGUAAUUGGGCACUACCCCCUUUGCGGUAAUUAUCUUGUUAUUUGCAGAACUUAUGCGGAAUAUAUUACGUAACUGAAGUUUUUAACCUCGAAAUUUGUUAGAGAUAAAUUAGCAGCAAUCGGACCUCGGUUUGCCCAAUUCAAAGAGUAGUCGUGCUGGUAAUUUUGAGGGGACACAGUCAGCUGGCGCACAUGCGCAUUAGGUACCAUUUCAUAGCUAAUUUGCAUAUCACAGAGGCGC
Molecule: messenger RNA, 3032 nt
Organism: Orbicella faveolata
Lineage: Eukaryota; Metazoa; Cnidaria; Anthozoa; Scleractinia; Merulinidae
Source: RefSeq, a predicted model, not a curated record